AUGAAAUCCUCCUUCAUACUCGCAGCUAUGGCUACUUUCAUCACGCUCGUCAUCACCGCCAGUGCCACGUGUGACCCCACAGCCCUCAACACUACAACCUACUACUACCCUAUCACCGAAGCCAACACGACCGUCUUUGACAUCGCCCGCAUCACAAGGCGCGGUGUGUGCGACAUCGGCCGUCAGAGCCUCAUGGCCGAUGUCACCAUCCGCCCCAACGUCGGCGAGACCUUCAUCAUACCCGGGGAGGUAUGUUACCCCGACAACACCUCCUGCCUGUUAUCCCGGAACGCAACGAAUACCUGCAUCGUCGGCGGGCCUCGCCUAUACUAUACCGUCAACGGGGAUACGUACGAGAAAAUCGCGCUGCGGCUCAAUAUCACCGUCGACGCGCUGAUGGGCGAUAUGGGAAUGGUUGGUGGGACGAAGGCGACGGAUGAGUUGCCUGUUGGGCGGUUCAUCAAAGUGCCGCUUUGUGAAAAUACCACAUGUGUGAUCAAGCCGUAUAGCUUUAGCUGGGGCGUGUAUAAGGACUUGGCGGAGGAGUUUGGCACUACAGUCGGUCAGAUUAUGAUGUUGAGCCCAACUUACAACUAUAGCAGUUUGGCCUUUACUUCUGGGGGGACGUUUCCGCCGAUUAACAUUUUGAUGAACUGUACGCAGCCGGGGAAGAAUGUUACUGUGUUGGACUAA
Messenger RNA from Aspergillus pseudonomiae, 693 nucleotides. RefSeq lists its product as uncharacterized. The transcript has a single exon. The record is from RefSeq and is a predicted model, not a curated record. Lineage: Eukaryota; Fungi; Ascomycota; Eurotiomycetes; Eurotiales; Aspergillaceae. Bases 1 to 693 code for a protein of 230 amino acids.